This is a messenger RNA of Eurypyga helias (sunbittern), 1378 nucleotides long. RefSeq names its product WD and tetratricopeptide repeats protein 1-like. Gene Ontology annotation, biological process: negative regulation of fatty acid biosynthetic process. The record is from RefSeq and is a predicted model, not a curated record. Gene Ontology annotation, cellular component: Cul4-RING E3 ubiquitin ligase complex; cytoplasm. Gene Ontology annotation, molecular function: protein binding. The transcript is spliced from 5 exons. NCBI's taxonomy places the organism in Eukaryota, Metazoa, Chordata, Aves, Eurypygiformes, Eurypygidae. The annotation marks the transcript as partial.
UCCCCAAGUGGAGUUACCUCCGUAUCUGGAGAGAAUCAAGCAGCAAGCCAACGAAGCCUUCGCAUGCCAGCUGUGGACACAAGCCAUCCAGCUCUACAGCAAAGCUGUCCAGAAGGCCCCCAACAACGCCAUGCUGUAUGGAAACAGAGCGGCCGCCUACAUGAAGCGCAAGUGGGAUGGGGACCAUUACGAUGCUUUAAGAGACUGCUUGAAGGCCAUCUCCUUGAAUCCAUGUCAUCUGAAGGCCCAUUUCCGACUUGCCCGCUGUCUCUUUGAACUCAAGUACGUGGCAGAAGCACUGGAGUGUCUGGAUGACUUUAAAGGGAAGUUCCCCGAACAAGCACAUAGCAGUGCCUGCGAUGCACUAGACAGAGACAUCAAUGCAGCCCUCUUCUCCAAGAGCGAUAACGCUGAAGACAAGAAAGGAGGUGGCCCCAUCCGGCUGCGAGCCACAGGCCGCAAGGAUUCCAUCUCCGAGGAUGAGAUGGUGCUGAGGGAGCGCAGCUACGACUACAAAUUCCGAUAUUGUGGCCACUGUAACACUACUACAGACAUCAAAGAGGCCAAUUUCUUUGGCAGCAACGCGCAGUACAUAGUCAGUGGGUCAGACGACGGCUCCUUCUUCAUCUGGGAGAAAGAAACCACCAACCUUGUUAGAGUGCUGCAGGGAGACGAGUCGAUUGUGAAUUGUCUCCAGCCUCAUCCCAGUUACUGCUUCUUGGCUACCAGCGGCAUUGACCCCGUUGUACGACUGUGGAACCCCAGGCCAGAGAGUGAAACCCUUAAUGGCCGUGUGGUGGUAGACAUGGAAGGCGCUUCCCAAGCCAACCAGAGGCGAAUGAACGCAGACCCGCUGGAGGUGAUGUUGCUGAAUAUGGGGUACCGGAUUACAGGACUGACCAGUGGUGGGGCUGGAGGUUCAGAUGACGAAGACAGCUCAGAGGGGCAAGUCCAGUGCCGGCCCAGCUAAAACAGAACUGCCUCUCCUUCCUCUAAUUGUUUGGCUGAAAGGGAACCUAGUUUCCUUGGUCCUGAACUUUCUCUGAUGAAUGACUGCACUGUUUCGCACUAUGCACAGAGUAGGACAAGCUGGCAGGGGCAGGAGCGGCCGUCUCUUUAAACCAUCGCCACCACCUCCUCCUCCUCCCGUCAGGCUACUGAGCAGCAGGGCAGUGCAGUCCGCUGUUUGCCUUUAGUGGAAUUUAGUCCCAAUGGGGGUCUUUGGGUUGUCUGUAAGCAGUGUAAGCUGGUGGGGUUUUAUCCCCAGAGCUGCUGUAUGAUCUGGUACAGGGGGAUGUUGCCUGCAUUCGUGCAUUUGCGGAGGGGAUGUUAAGUUCCUGAAUAAAAUACAAACCUAGGGCAGGGGUGAUGGAAUGAA